Trichosporon asahii var. asahii CBS 2479 is the source of this 495-nucleotide messenger RNA. RefSeq names its product ribosomal protein S12. Gene Ontology annotation, biological process: translation. Gene Ontology annotation, molecular function: structural constituent of ribosome. The record is from RefSeq and is a predicted model, not a curated record. Gene Ontology annotation, cellular component: small ribosomal subunit; ribosome. The transcript is spliced from 3 exons. Lineage: Eukaryota; Fungi; Basidiomycota; Tremellomycetes; Trichosporonales; Trichosporonaceae. The coding region runs from base 1 to 495 and encodes 164 amino acids.
AUGUUCCGCGUCAACGCCCUCGCGGCGUCGUUCCGCGCCCUCUCCGUCCGCCCCGUCGCCUCCUCGUCCCGCCUUGUCCUCCCCGCCAAGCCGGCCGCGUUCUCGACUUCGGCUCCCCUCGGCCUCACUGCGAACCAGCUCAUCCGCGGCGACCGCAAGCACAAGACGAAGCAAUCGAAGGCGCCGCUGCUCGAGGGCUGCCCGCAGAAGAAGGGUGUCGUGUCCAAGGUCUAUACGACUAAGCCGCGUAAGCCCAACUCGGCCGUGCGUAAGGUGUGCCGUGUCAAGCUUUCGACCGGAAAGUCGACCAUCGCCUACAUCCCGGGAGAAGGACACAACCUCCAGGAGCACCAGGUCGUUCUGAUCCGCGGAGGAAGGACGAAGGAUCUGCCCGGUAUCCGUUACAAGGUUGUCCGUGGUGCGCUCGACCUGCCCGGUGUUGCGGGCCGCACGUCGUCGCGCUCCAAGUACGGCGCCAAGAAGCCCAAGGCCUAG